Leptopilina heterotoma is the source of this 3339-nucleotide messenger RNA. It is a transcript of the gene Nhe2, whose product is annotated as probable Na(+)/H(+) antiporter nhx-9. Gene Ontology annotation, cellular component: membrane. Lineage: Eukaryota; Metazoa; Arthropoda; Insecta; Hymenoptera; Figitidae. Gene Ontology annotation, biological process: regulation of pH; sodium ion transport; proton transmembrane transport. Gene Ontology annotation, molecular function: sodium:proton antiporter activity. Bases 9 to 2927 code for a protein of 972 amino acids. The transcript has 18 exons. The record is from RefSeq and is a predicted model, not a curated record.
CGUCGAACAUGACAAAGUGUUUCCCCCUGAUGAUGGUGAUCACAUGCCUGAUUACCAUCUGUUUUGAUCACGCAGCAGCGAGGUCCUAUCAACAGAAAUCAAGGGAAAUUUCCAACAAUGAAUAUCCAAUGCGUCAAUCUGCGGGGGAUGAUUAUGAAUAUCCACUUGAUCCUGGCCAACCUUUUCCUGGCACGAAAUUCGGUCCCAUGGGUCCCAUUGACAAGAAUGAUUUUCGAAUGGCCAAGGAGAUAAGAAAUUUGGCAAGUGACACUGGUACCACGGCUUCAAUAACCACGAGUCCUCCGGUCCAAUCGACCAAGGAAUAUGAAAUCUUCACCGUGGAAUUUCAUCGGGUGGAAACUCCGUUUGUCAUCGGACUUUGGAUAUUUUUUGCCAGCCUUGCCAAAAUAGGUUUUCACAUGGCGCCAAAAUUGAGUAGGAUUUUUCCUGAAUCCUGUCUACUGAUUGCUGUGGGUGUCAUUGUGGGUUUCGUUCUGUCUCACGCAAAUACAAUCGGCGAAUCGCCAUUAACGCCAGAUACUUUCUUUCUUUAUAUGUUACCACCUAUUAUUCUGGACGCUGGAUAUUUUAUGCCAAAUCGACUAUUUUUCGACCACCUUGGAACAAUUUUGUUAUUUGCUGUCCUUGGAACUAUAUUCAAUACACUAUCGAUAGGUGGAACUUUAUGGGCUUUAGGACAAUUUGGCAUUUAUGGAAAUAUUGAGACACCUCUCUUGGAUAUGUUCCUAUUUUCGGCCUUGAUCAGUGCAGUUGAUCCGGUUGCUGUUUUGGCAGUUUUCGAAGAAAUUCACGUCAAUGAAAUUUUGUACAUAGUUGUCUUUGGCGAAAGUCUUUUAAAUGACGCGGUUACAGUCGUACUUUAUCAUAUGUUCGAGGCCUACAGCGAAAUGGGUAUUCACAGAAUUAAUUACACGCACAUUUUGUCUAGCUUGGCAAAUUUUUUAAUUGUUGCGAUUGGAGGCACGAUAAUUGGAAUAAUCUGGGGAUUUGCCACUGGUUUUGUAACAAGGUUCACUCAUCAGGUUCGCGUAAUCGAGCCGAUCUUCAUUUUUAUUAUGGCCUACCUGGCUUAUCUGAAUGCCGAAAUAUUUCACAUGUCUGGAAUUCUCGCCAUUACAUUUUGUGGAAUCACCAUGAAAAAUUAUGUCGAAGCCAAUAUAUCGCACAAGUCUCACACAACAGUUAAAUACACAAUGAAGAUGCUAUCCAGUAGUUCAGAAACGAUUAUAUUUAUGUUCCUUGGUGUUGCGACUGUGAAUAAUCACCAUGACUGGAAUACUUGGUUCAUAGUGAUGACCAUAGUCUUUUGUUCCAUUUAUAGGAUCAUCGGUGUAAUCGUUCUGUCUGCAGUGGCAAAUCAAUUUCGUUUGCACAAGCUUGAUAAGGUGGAAAAAUUUGUCAUGUCCUACGGCGGUUUGCGGGGUGCUGUUGCCUUCGCGUUAGUCCUAUUGAUCGAUCCAUCACACGUGAAGCUAAAAAAUAUGUUUGUCACCACUACUAUUGCUGUUAUAUAUUUCACAGUUUUCAUUCAGGGAAUCACCAUCAAGCCUCUUGUCAAGAUUCUCAACGUUAAAAGAGCAGAGAGAAGGAAGCCAACUAUGAACGAACGAAUACAUGAAAGGAUUAUAGAUCAUACGAUGGCAGGGAUCGAAGAUAUUCUAGGAAAACACGGGAACUACCAUGUCAGGGACAAAUUCAAACGCUUCGACAACAAAUUCAUUCGUCCCUAUCUUGUGAGGGACCAUUGUGGAGCAGAGCCAAAAAUUUUGGAGACUUAUUCCAAAUUGGCAAUGAAGGACGCUCUCGACUAUAUCAGAAGGAAUGCAUCAACCAUUGGGAAUAUAAGUGGUACUGAGAGUAUGUCCGCAAUAUUCAGGAAUUACAGCAAUACUGGCCAAUUUAAUGCCAGUCCGAGCUGUAGCCAAUUGGAGGCUGGUUGGAAUAUUGAUCUUCAGGAAUUGGAGUACAAUCCUUCGAAAAAAGAUUUAACUGACGCUAAAAUACAUCAUCUUCUCGCUGAGGAAUUGUGCAAGCCUUAUAAACGCAGAAAUCGAGAGACUUCGAAAUUGCAGCAUCGUCGCCUUAGCUACAGCCGUCAUGCCGUAGACGAUCGAGACCUCUCGACUCAAGUCAAUUACAAGAUGCACAUGAACAUCAGGCGAAUGGUGGGAGAGCACAAACAUCGUCACAAACGCAGCAAAAAAUUGCUCAAGGAUGACGAGGGCGUCGAGUGUUCGAAUAAUUUUCUAUCGCCUGAAAAUAUUCCAAGAUAUAUUUCUGAUGAUAAGGAGAAGGAUGGUAAGCAGAAUCACGUAAGUUUUCCCGAGUUUCAACAAAAUGGUUCAACGAAACUUUUUUCACAAGAUUAUAUUAACGAUGUGUUGGACGAGUCGGAUAAUGGGGAUUCUUCUAAACCUCCAAACGACUGGGAAUCAGGGAUUACUUUUACUGCCCGCACCUCUGAUUCUUCAAUAACUCCUGGAGCGGAUGGGCCGUCUUCUGGAGCAGAUAUCGAUGACGAUAUCAAAACUGAUUCUAGAACGGAAGAUAGUAGAACUUUUGGAAGAGCAGAUGGCGACAGCUAUAGAGUCACUACACCAACAGCAACAGAAACUAUGUUGCCUUGGAAACGGGAAGAUGACUACGAUUCUGCCCAUCCAAUUAAACAAAAUGAAUUUCCAGCUUGGUGCUCUAAUAAGGAGUAUAUAGCUUAUAGUUCGCCUUCUGCAACAUUUUUAGGAGGGAUUGAACAACCAAAAAUUCAGUCUGUGAUUGGUUAUUUCCGAAGAGAAAGCGCUGCUACAUCCGAUACAUUAGGUUCACACGAUAUUGACGAAAGUGAAGAAUAUACAGCAAUGAGGUUCGACAAACAUAGUCCUCCAAGUACUGAAGGUACAGAGAAAUAAAAAGGGGGAAGUGAAGUUGAUAUUGUGUGGCGGAUUUCUAUAUUUUAUUUCCUUAAAAUUUUAUCUCUAUUUGUUACUUAAUUGCGUACAUGAAACUAUUUCUUUGUUAAGUUUUUUUAUUGUUGAUUAAAUUUUUAUUCGAAUAUUUCAAAAAUAGUUUUAAAACCAAUUACAGGGUUGCCACAAAAAUUUAAUUUUGUUUUCCCUUCACUGACUCUUCUCUGAUUUUUACAGACCGAAUUUUGACUUUUUCCCUGACUCUAAAAAUUCACUCUAAAUAUGAUUAGACUUUAAAAAAUAUCCUAAUACUUUUAUCUCCUAAUUUCUUUAAUUUCAAAGAAUUUUAAUUUUAAACCGUUCGAAAUUUAUUAAUUUAUAAAAAUUGCUACUGUAAAUCCUACAAAAUUAUUUU